AUGAAGACCACAAAAACUUUACCCAAACCAAGAGGACGCAUCGAACCAUCUCUCAAGACGUCACCUUCCCUGGACCAAACGAUCAGCUCCCCGAACAUACCUGCAGACUGCUUGCCGGUCAUCACCGUCAGAAAGGGUACGGAAAGUGCUGACAAAGACCGAUCUCCACUUGAAGGCCAUUCUACUUCAGAGUCUGGAUUGAAAGAUAAACAACAUGACAUAAAGGAAGAAUUCGGAAUAGACACACUGUUUAAUGUCAAAAACCAGAUUCUAUUGUCGGAUAUCUCGGGAGACAUGGCGCAACAGUCAUCAAGCCCUAUCAGGGAUAGUGUGAAGAGAUGUGCCAGGAUGUUUAUGAGGAAAGAUCACGGGAUAGAGGGAUCAAACAAGAAAAUGAAUAAAGGAAAAUGUGCCUGCCCUAAUUUAACUAAGAAAUCCAGAUCAAGUUCCCCCUUGGGUUAUGAUAUGGACGAUUCCUUGACGCGGCAAAUACGUGACAUACACAAUGACACGCGGAAGAGUGCGCGGAUCAUCCGAGAUUCACGGGCUCGAUUACUGGAAAUACAAAAGAAGUCAACACUUACCGAGGCUGACGUGAAGGAAUUAGGAGAGAGGAAUGAGCUACUGCUCCGUGAGAUGGAAAGAUUUGAUCGACUGACGAGAAGUGUGCAGAAGCUAGUUGGCGCUGAAGUGGUGCAAUUAAAAAAAAAAGAAGAUUGUCAGAACAAAGAGUACGUCCCUACGAGCAUUUAUGAAUCUCCUCUGCACCACGAAAUGAAAAUGAAUCAUCCCACAGUACUCCUGGCGGGCGGGUCUACCGCGGAGGCGCCAGGUCUUGUCGUAUGUGGCCCCUCUACACGCAGCAAAUCUGAAAUUGACCUGACACGCAAGCUGAGUGAAAGUUACGAUAUGCAAGAAAAAUUGGUAGCAGACAACGCAGAUCUCGAGGUCAAGAGGUAUAUAUUGUACAAGGAGUUGAUGACGAAAGACCAAAAUUUAGAGACAUGUCGGGCGCAGGUGAAAAGAUUGCAAGGUGAACUUAAAUUGAUGAAUAAAGAGAAUUGUUUACUGAACGAGAAACUGAGGAGAAAUAAUCCCGAGGGCGAUGCAGCUGAGAUGAACCAAGAAACCCCCAACAAACAAGAAAUUGAAGACUGUUCCGGCACUCAGAAAGAAACGACAGCUGUGAAGCAAACUCAGGGUUUAGUCGAGAAGUUAGAAAAUUACAAAUUGUCUACAUUAGAACUGGAGAGACAGCUGGGUGGUUUGGAAUUGGAAGUGCGGCAUAUUAAAACCGAAAUGGAUGCUGUAAAAGGAGCUGCCGGCAGCUCGUGCCGUGGUGGUGGGGGACAGAACACCUGUUUCGAGCAACCGUCUGGCGGUCCCCCCGUACCUCCAAUGAGCAGAGCUUGCGGCGUCUGUCCCCCCUGCCCGGCCCCUUGCAACCCCAAUGCACCACCGACACCAGCGGAAAAAGAAGUGCAAAAGUUAACGAUUCAGCUGCGUCAGACGGAGGAGGACUUCAAAACUAAAGUUACGGAGUGUGCAAUGCUACGAGCCGACCUGUUAAGGAAGAAAGAAGAAUUGGAGAAAGAACGCUGUCAACAUCGCGAGGCUCAGAAUAAAUUAAGGGAAUUAGAAAUGAAGUUCGAAGGCCUGGCUACACAUACAAAUAUGUUAAUGGGGACAAAGGAACAGGCAUUUGAGCAAGAGGUCAAUGUGAGGUCAUUGAAGCAGUGCUACAGGGAGGCAAAAGAAGAAAUCGAGGAGUUGAGGAUUUUAAUGAAAGAACAGAAUGAACAACUACAGGAUUAUAGGAUCAAGUACAUGCAAGCACAACAGCUGGUAGAAGAACAACGUCGUCAAAUGGAUAUGAUGGACAUGGACAAUACACGUAUAAGCGAACAAAUAAAUCUGGAAAUACAACGAGUCAAAUUGAAGUUCCAAGAGAAACUACAGGAGUUGGCGCCAAUUCCAGACCUUCUUAAAGCUACACAAUUGAGAUUAAAAGACGCUCAACAGGCCCAGGCUAUCGCCGAGCAUAAUGCUGAGCAGUUGGCUAGAGAACUAAAUUGUGCAAGGGAAAAGGUCCAUGUUCUGCUUCAUAAUAGUAUGAAACCUCCAGAGAAGCCACCGGAGAGAACAGGCGAUGAAAAGCAGUUAGCAUUGUUACAGCAAAGGAUUUCUCAAUUGACAGAAACAAAUAUAACACUCAAGAGUGAGAUAGAAAGGCUUAAAUCCAACGUAAUACGUAUGGAAGAAUCAGUGUUGGCGAAUGAAAAGCGACUGCAGGAGAAGAUGCAUGAGUGUGCUCAACUUGGAGGAGAACUGGACCGCGCCAGGGAUGAAGCAUCGAGAGCACUGCAAAGGUCCAACGAACGUACUGAUACCAUGCGCAAAUGUAUGCAAACAACUAUAGCAGAAUUAGAACGACAACUCGCUGUCAGUCGGGCUCAAGUAAAAAUUGCAGAGAAAGAGCGUGAAGAAAUUCAAUGUCGCAUGCAGUGCCAGAUACAACGACUCAAUGAGAACUUUGAGCAGGCGCAGCUGCGUGUCUUUGGUCUUCAGACGCAGGUCCAGUCUUUAAGACGGACAGUAUCCAGCACCGGCGAGGGUGAUGGCGAUACUGACCCACAGGAAUGCGCUUGCAAGACUUUUUUCGAUGAUGAUUGAUUCAAUCAGUGUGAACCCUAGAUUUUAUAAUAACACGUUUAUAUUUUACUUUACUUAUACUAUAAUUAUAUAUCAACCUUCUACUAGUUAAUAUUGGCAGUUAGGUCGUGGUGAUUAUGAUUUAUUACAUUAACAUCAAAUAUUUCAGAAUCAGCUUUACGUUUGGACUCUUGUAAUGUUUUAUACUCAGCAUGUGAUCUUGUGAUUACAUUUUGAUGUGAUAUUAUAAUGCAGUUUAAAGUUACGAGUGCGUUGUUUAUAUUCAAUAUUGCUUCGAUAUUAGUAGUUAUAGUGAUGAAGAUCGA
Achroia grisella is the source of this 2978-nucleotide messenger RNA. RefSeq names its product paramyosin-like. NCBI's taxonomy places the organism in Eukaryota, Metazoa, Arthropoda, Insecta, Lepidoptera, Pyralidae. Gene Ontology annotation, cellular component: centrosome. The transcript has 22 exons. Gene Ontology annotation, biological process: regulation of cilium assembly. Bases 1 to 2673 code for a protein of 890 amino acids. The record is from RefSeq and is a predicted model, not a curated record.